GCGGAGGAGAAAAAAAAGGGUUGUCAUAUUUGUUUUGACUGUAAAAAAUAAUUUAGAGUGAAUAAUUGGAGUAAACUCAUGAGCAAGAACAGCUGAUGUGGUGACGUAAUCACGUAAGGUGCCGUUACAAUCGCAGAAAGACCGUCCUCUCGUCCUUCAGAGUCUGGAUUCCCAAGACCAAACUCCCAAGUCCGGACUCCAAAAGAACACAAGUCUGUACUCAGUGUACUUGGAAUUGGGAAACGGCUUGAAUUGGAACAUGUACGCCCAUAGCCAGAGAAAAAAAGAGAAGCAGUUCCGGUUCAAGUCUAAAUUAAUCUGAGCGAACAAUUGUACUGAUGUGCUAACACUUCUGGAUAAAAGAAGACUCAAGCAUUGAAUCUGAUCCCGAAGAUACCCAGGAGUCAACAUGGCAACCACUAUUAGCACUCAGCGGGGGCAGGUGUAUAUUGGGGAGCUUCCCCAGGAGUUCCUUCGGAUCGCUCCCACACAGCAGCAACAGCAGGUCCAUCUGGAUGCUCAGGCAGCCAGGCAGCUGCAGUUUGGAGGUUCAAUAGGCACCGUAGGCACUAUAGGGCGACUCAGCAUUACUGUGGUCCAGGCCAAGUUGGCCAAAAACUAUGGAAUGACUCGGAUGGAUCCGUACUGUAGGAUCCGACUGGGCUACGCAGUCUACGAAACACCAACCGCUCACAACGGAGCUAAGAACCCGCGUUGGAACAAGGUGAUCCAGUGCACGGUACCUCCUGGGGUGGACUCCUUCUAUCUGGAGAUUUUUGAUGAGAGAGCGUUCUCUAUGGACGACAGGAUAGCAUGGACCCAUGUCACCAUCCCUGAAGGCCUGCGGGAGAGCAGUGUGGUGGAUGAGUGGUUCAGCCUCAGUGGCAGGCAGGGUGACGACAAGGAGGGCAUGAUCAACCUGGUGAUGUCUUUUGCUUCUGUACCAGCAGGGAUGAUGACUCAGCCUGUGGUCCUAAUGCCGUCUGUGUAUCAGCAAGGGGUCGGAUACGUGCCCAUUGCAGGAGUGCCUACAGUCUACAACCAGAGCAUGGUGCCCAUGACAAUGCCAGCAGUCGUGCCAGCUGUUGGGAGCCAGGUGCAGCUGUGCAGCGAGGAGGACCUGAAAGCCCUGCAGGACAUGUUCCCCAACUUGGAUAAAGAGGUGGUUCGCACUGUGCUCGAUGCACAGCAGGGCAACAAGGAUGCCGCCAUCAACUCUCUGCUGCAGAUGGCAGAGGAGUUCUAAUGCAGAACACACACACACACACACACACACACACGCACGCAUGCACGCAUGCACACAGACAUAUAUAACAAUCAGUUUAUUCUGAGACUGUCCACUCUUUGUGCAAACACAGACUCAAAGCUCACCCACACAAUGUAACUCUGGAGAUCUGUUCCCUUUCCUGACUCUUGGUUUUAAUAUCAGGAGCAGAUGUAUUUGGGAAAGUCACGUCUGGAUGAUUGAGGUUUAAAUCACAUCAACUUAAACAUUGAGCUGAUGCAGGGUUUGAUUUGCACUGUUUGAGCUGUGGUGAUUCAGAGUCUCAUCUUCUGUUCAUGUUGAAGUUGCUUUUCAUUUGAUGUGUAGAACAUUUCUGUCGUAACCUGCAGUGAAUUUCUACUGUUUAAUAUGUUGCUGUAAAAUGUUUAGUGCAUUCAAAAUCUGACAGAUUAUAAUUUAUGUAUUAAAUUAUAUAGAAUUCUAUAUGGCGAUGAAAGUGUUGAGAAUCAACUAAAGGGAAACAUUAUUUGCAAAGUUUAGAUUAAACCCACUUCAAUCAGAGUAGCAUCUGAAUACUGCUAUAUUCUGUGGAGUAACUUUCAAAUGAUGUCCGUGUUUUGAUGCUCAGCAGGAUGUUGUCCGUAGGGCUUUUAAAGCACUUUUGUAACACUCCACAAGGACCGGGUUAAAGUGGAGACAUGAAAAGCUGCAUAUCCUAACACUGACAGCAAAGCUCUACAUGUUUAGUCUUGUUAUUCAUUCAGUUUUUCAUUUUCACCAAAAAUCUUUAUUCUAAUGUGCUGUAUGCCAAAGGUUUCAUUUAAUAGAUGUUGUCUUUUUGCUUGUGAUUCCAAAACCAUUGUCAUGUUAUUCUGUCAUGGUCAAAUGAUUAAAUUCAUUAUAAUGUCA
Pseudoliparis swirei is the source of this 2134-nucleotide messenger RNA. RefSeq names its product toll interacting protein (gene tollip). Gene Ontology annotation, cellular component: cytoplasm. Lineage: Eukaryota; Metazoa; Chordata; Actinopteri; Perciformes; Liparidae. Gene Ontology annotation, molecular function: ubiquitin binding; ubiquitin conjugating enzyme binding. The record is from RefSeq and is a predicted model, not a curated record. The transcript is spliced from 6 exons. The coding region runs from base 410 to 1246 and encodes 278 amino acids. Gene Ontology annotation, biological process: ubiquitin-dependent protein catabolic process.